Oxyura jamaicensis (ruddy duck) is the source of this 689-nucleotide messenger RNA. RefSeq names its product NADH:ubiquinone oxidoreductase subunit B9 (gene NDUFB9). Bases 55 to 579 code for a protein of 174 amino acids. NCBI's taxonomy places the organism in Eukaryota, Metazoa, Chordata, Aves, Anseriformes, Anatidae. The transcript is spliced from 4 exons. The record is from RefSeq and is a predicted model, not a curated record. Gene Ontology annotation, biological process: mitochondrial electron transport, NADH to ubiquinone.
CGCCACGUUCCCGUGAGGCGCCGCGCAUGAAGGUGAGGGGUAGGGCAGCGCGAAAUGGCGGCGUACCUCACGCACCAGCAGAAGGUGCUGCGGCUCUACAAGAAGUCCCUGAGGCACCUGGAGUCCUGGUGCAUCCACCGAGACAAGUACCGAUACCUUGCCUGCCUCCUGAGAGAGCGGUUUGAUAAGAACAAGGAUGUGAAGGAUAUGGUGAAAGCUACCGAGCUGCUGAAGGCCGGUCAGGAGGAGUUCUGGGCACACCAGCACCCUCAGCCCUACAUCUUCCCCGAUUCCCCCGGCGGCGUCUCCUACGAGAGAUACGAGUGCUACAAGAUUCCUGAAUGGUGCUUGGAUUAUUGGCAUCCUUCCGAGAAGGCAAUGUAUCCUGACUACUUUGCCAAGAGAGAGCAAUGGAAGAAGCUGCAGCAGGAAAGCUGGGAGAAAGAGAUCAAGCAGUUAAAAGAUGAAACUCCAGGUGAUGGUCCAAAAAGUGAAGCCUUGCCUCCUGCUCGUAAGGAAGGGCAUCUGCCACCGCUGUGGUGGCAGUUUGUGACAAGGUCCCGGGAAAUGCCCAUGUAAAAGCGUUACUGCAUGCGAGAACUGAAGCGAUUCAUCCUCUGUAGGCAGUAGGUAUGCCAGUGAACAUACGCUACUGUAAUGCAAAAUAAAGCCAAGUAAAGUGAAACAAA